Cyphomyrmex costatus is the source of this 743-nucleotide messenger RNA. It is a transcript of the gene mad2, whose product is annotated as mitotic arrest deficient 2. The transcript is spliced from 3 exons. Gene Ontology annotation, cellular component: cytoplasm; kinetochore; nucleoplasm. Gene Ontology annotation, biological process: mitotic spindle assembly checkpoint signaling. The record is from RefSeq and is a predicted model, not a curated record. NCBI's taxonomy places the organism in Eukaryota, Metazoa, Arthropoda, Insecta, Hymenoptera, Formicidae. The coding region runs from base 68 to 703 and encodes 211 amino acids.
UGCUCGUGGUGUCAAUUGUCGGUUUGAUUUUCCGACGAUUUUUUUUGUGAUUUAACUGUUUUGCAGCAUGACAGAGACUCAACAGAAGACUAAGUGCAUUACUUUGAAAGGUUCUGCCGAGUUGGUCACGCAAUAUCUGCGCUAUGGGGUCAAUAGUAUACUCUAUCAAAGAGGGAUAUAUCCACCAGAGACUUUCACGCCCUCCGAACAUUUUGGUUUAUUCAUCUUCACAUCCACGGAUGAAAAGAUCACGUCCUUCUUAAAUACUGUGCUGGGACAAAUUGAAGAAUGGCUCGUCCAGCGUAAGGUGCAUAAAAUCACGCUUGUUAUAACAAACGUCAAUACAAAAGAAGUGCUAGAAAAGUGGGAUUUCAAGGUUGAUUACGAAGAUCAGAAGAUGAAUGGAAUAGAUAGUACAAUGAAGGGUGAUUUGCUUGAAGUAGGGACGAAAGAUGUAAAAACUAUACAGAAAGAAAUACGCGAAGUAAUACGUCAGAUCACAGGUACUGUGAGCUUCUUGCCACUCUUGGAUUGUUUGUGUUCCUUUGAUAUACUUAUAUAUACAGUACCUGACUGUAACAUUCCCAACCAGUGGGACGAAACUCAGCCAGUUUUUAUUGCAAAUAGUCAAGAGGUACAACUUAGAUCAUUUUCAACUUCUUUACAUAAAAUGGAUACUGUAGUUAGUUACAAAAAUACCUGAGCCUAUAUUUAUCUUUUUAUAUGUAAUGUUUGUAAAUACA